Messenger RNA from Raphanus sativus (radish), 737 nucleotides. RefSeq lists its product as uncharacterized. Gene Ontology annotation, cellular component: mitochondrial large ribosomal subunit. The record is from RefSeq and is a predicted model, not a curated record. Lineage: Eukaryota; Viridiplantae; Streptophyta; Magnoliopsida; Brassicales; Brassicaceae. Gene Ontology annotation, biological process: translation. Gene Ontology annotation, molecular function: GTP binding; structural constituent of ribosome; GTPase activity. The transcript has 3 exons. Bases 283 to 585 code for a protein of 100 amino acids.
UAAGGAAUAGAAGGACUUGAUCCUUAGUACACGUGUCCUCUCGUUUUGUCCUCCGCGUCCUCUCUCUCAGAUCACAAGAUCCUGCAUCCUCCGACACCAUUGUGUUUCGUUUCGUUCCUCGCCUUCUAGCCUUCGGCCUCAUCACCGACUUCCUCUGGGCUAUUGCUUUUGUCUUGUACCUCUUUAAAGAACCUCACUCACUCUCUCUUUCUCUCUGUUACCAAAAAUCCCCAAAUCUUGAAAAGUUUUAGCCUUUUAGGGAUUGAAGACUGAGAGAGAGAGAUGAGUGCUUCAAGGUUUAUCAAGUGUGUAACAGUCGGCGACGGCGCUAUUGGAAAGACUUGUCUGCUCAUCUCCUACACUAGCAACACUUUCCCCACGGCCAGCUUCUUUAAAAAGGCUUCUCCUUCUCUCUGUUUUUCCUUCUUCUGGGUUUCUAAACACAAGAGAGGGAUACGAAAUGGUCCUAAGGCUCUUAAGCUUGUUCCUGUCAUCAUCCGCUGCAGGAGUUGCGGGAGAGUUAAGCUGCCACAUUUCUUCUGUUGCAGUGGUGAGCGGGGAAACCCUAGUGAGCAAGGCAAUUAGAAUAAAGUCGAGUGAUACUUUAGACAUAGUUGACUCUGUUUUGUCAGAUUAUUUGUUUUUUUUUUCCCUGCAAGAUCACCACACUCAUGGUUCUCUUGACAAGUUAUAUUAUUGUCAAUGCUUGUUGCAGAGUCUUGGCUAACUCAUUUAUA